Prosopis cineraria is the source of this 1666-nucleotide messenger RNA. Its product is annotated as zinc finger protein 4-like. The coding region runs from base 610 to 1422 and encodes 270 amino acids. The record is from RefSeq and is a predicted model, not a curated record. Gene Ontology annotation, biological process: negative regulation of abscisic acid-activated signaling pathway. The transcript is spliced from 3 exons. NCBI's taxonomy places the organism in Eukaryota, Viridiplantae, Streptophyta, Magnoliopsida, Fabales, Fabaceae.
CAUGGUUUAUAACUUUUUCAAGGAAAAUUAAUCGAAGACCUUCCUCUGACUUCUCUGAUGCCCCACCACUGUCCCCUCAACCCUGCACUCCCUUCUUACCUUUGCUUUCCCAUAAUUAAACAUCAAUACCCACGAUCUCUGUGUCUGUCUCUCUCACUUUCUCUCUCCCCAUUUACUCUUUCUCCGUGUUUGAACCUUUUUCAGUUAAAAAAAAAAUGAAAAAGGAAUCUCCUCUCAUCUUACCCUCUAUUAGUGUUCCGGAAACAUAGAAAACUCAAACCUGUUUUGUCUUUUGAUAAUUAGCCAUACAAGCAACACUGCAAGUAGAUGUCUCCAAUUUCAAAGCAGUUUUCAGGUGAUUUCGAAAGCAAGCCACUUCCAACUGAUCUUCAAACUCGAAAGGAUAUGUUUCGCAAGGAGGAAGAUGAAGCAAGAAUCUUUCUGCAUGCAGUUCUCUGUUUUUGGAUAUAGUACUAGAGAUGUUAUUAUCUCCCUCCUUUAACUGCGAGUCCAGGACUGAAUAAUUCUUCUGCUUCAAAAUCUUAAUUCUGAUGGUUGAUUACUGCAUUUGAUUUACAUAUCACCUUGCAAUUUAAGCACAGCCAAGUCAUGAUGCCAAACUUGGAUCUUGAAGUGGAGGCUUCUGCCGAAAAUGAAUCUGAAAUUAUCAGCCAGGUUGCAUCCAACAUAUUCAUUCAUGAAAUAUCUGCAGGUCCUUCUAGUGACAGCCUCAACAACGCAUCUGACAACACCAAUAAUAUUGGAUUUCGACUAAACAAUGCAGAUCCUCUUUCACUUGACUUAACUCUCAGCUUCAAUAACAACGAGGUAGGCCCCACUAGAGACUCCGUAGGACUCUCAUUCUCAAGCACCAGUGAGAGUAGCAAUGAACCUGCCUCUCAAACCACUUCAGCCACCAUCCAAAGAGUCUUCUCUUGCAACUACUGUCAGCGCAAGUUCUUCAGCUCACAGGCUCUUGGUGGCCACCAGAAUGCACACAAGAGGGAAAGAACACUAGCAAAGAGAGCUAUGAGAAUGGGCUUUUUCUCUGAGAGGUAUGCGAGUUUAGCAUCCCUCCCUCUUCAUGGCUCUUUUAGGUCCUUAGGGAUAAAAGCUCACUCCUCAAUUCACCAUGGCUUUUCACCAUCAAUGAUGAGGCCUUAUGAGAUUAAAAGCAAUUCAAGAUUUGAUCAGGGUUAUGUUGGAAUGCCCAUGUUCAUGGAGGAUGAUGAGGCGGAACUGCUAUGGCCUGGUAGUUUCCGUCAGGUUGGAGAGGUAAGUGAUAACGAUAAUACUCAUCAUCAUGAUCAUCAUCAGAAGUUCGUGGUCACUGGAAGUUCAAAUUUGAGUUUUGCAGAAGUGAAUCCAGAAGUACACCUUGAGCUAGAGGACUCCACACCGGAUUUAACAUUGAAACUUUGAAGGAGUUGGGUUAUCGACUUAAUUAUUAUAUUUUUGUACAGUAAGACUUGGAUGCAAUAGCAAGAUUGCCAGAUUGAUUUUUAACACUAUUUGGGCUUUUCUUUUCUUUUUUCUUUUUCUUCCUUCCACCUAGGAAUCCCUGCUUGGGUGUUUUACUCCUGGUUUCUCCUUGUAUAAGAGCUCUGAGAUGAUACUUUGGGAGCUUCUAUGCUUGUUUUAUAAAUCAUGCUUUCUGUUUACUGUA